Messenger RNA from Triplophysa rosa, 1558 nucleotides. RefSeq names its product E3 ubiquitin-protein ligase-like. The record is from RefSeq and is a predicted model, not a curated record. The transcript is spliced from 2 exons. Lineage: Eukaryota; Metazoa; Chordata; Actinopteri; Cypriniformes; Nemacheilidae. Bases 423 to 773 code for a protein of 116 amino acids.
CUGAAUAGAGAUAGUGACACCAAUACAAACACCCAGAAACAUGAUAGACAUGUCUUGAUAAAAAAUGUCUAUGAGCGUUUUCAGUCAUGAAUCUUAAAUGUCUGAAAAAAAGCUUUAGUUUAUCCCUGAUUGAAACUUUCACUUUCAUAGGUCACAUGUAGACCUGAGUUAAUGAGUCAUUAUGCUUUCGAUGGGCUUAAGUACAUUUAGGUAAUGACAUCAUCGAGCUUAAAGACAAUGACCUCCCUUUGUUUAUAAAUGUAAACUGUUACCAAAGAUGGUUUAAACCGGUCCCCUAAAAGAGAAAAACGUCACCUCCUUCCUCCUACGCAUUUCCCUACGCCUACAACAAACUGUAUAAGAGUCCCCGGCACAAAUGAUCGGCAUGACUGCACUACACAAAACACAAACAACUGGCUAACAUGUUUUCAGAAGCAGAGUGUGGAAUCUGUUACCAGACAUCGCCGGCUCGCGGUGUCCCCGUCAGCUCAGCUGCAAACACACAUUUUGUGAAAGAUGCCUGCCUGGUGACGCUCGCGCGGGCAGCGGAGAGCCCCGAACCUGCGACCCUGUGUCCGCUGUGCCGACACUUCACGUCGCUGUCAGAGGCGACGAUCAAAGAGAAGCUGCCGGUAGACGAGGACAUUCUGGAGCGGCUGGUAAAGGCAGGCUGCUUUGAUGAAUGCGCGGAUGAAGACGAGGAGCCGAACGAGGACCUGUCCAACCAGCGUAAAGAAGAGAGUUUACUCCGACAACACCGAGAGGACGCCUGACUAUAUGACUGACGAAGAUUUGAGGGACCUGGCAAUGAUGACCUGUUACAUGACGUAAUUAAGACGAAUCAGUGGAUCCAUGUGGAAAAAUGAUGUUGCACCUUAAGAAGCUGCAUGCCACAUCAGCAUUGCUGUGGGCACAGGAGUGCUUUUUGCUGUUGCGUGGACUCGCCUUAACAAUAGCAAUUUUGACAUUGUUAUAUCUCAACACAAACAUCAAAACAAAAGUUUACCGAACAUAUUUAUGAAUGUCUUAUCAUUUCUUAAUGGUUAACUUGUACAACAUUACAUUAUAUUUAUUCUGGAUUAUUGUUCAUUGCUGCAAUUUUGCUGUUGCAAAAUUAUGGGCUUUAUUCUCAAAGAGUUGUGUACAUGUUUUCUUGUAUUAACUUGUAUAUGCAAAAAUCCAAAAUAGAGAGUUCAUAUGAACUAUUAAUAUUUAUUAUAACUGUAAUUUAUUAAUGUAUCAAAUGAAGACAAACAAUAUACUGAAUAAAUGUUUUGGUUGUUAAACAAGUUACAUAAUUAGUAAAGGCUAAAAUACACUACAAGACUUUUUCUCUGAUUUUUCCCAGAUUUUCAGUCUGGAUUUGUUGCAGAAAGUCUGUGCCAGUCUGCAAAUUUGAUCAGUUAGUGUGUUUCUAUCUGAAACUUUCAAAAAGUCUGCAAGUGUAUGAUGUCUAGUUAAAAAAAAUCUGUUCAGAUUUUAAAAGUCUUGUAGUGUAUUCCAGCCAUUACAUAAUUUACAUAAUUACUCUCCUGUUGAAGUAUUGUAUUUGGUGUAU